Messenger RNA from Populus euphratica (Euphrates poplar), 976 nucleotides. RefSeq names its product rotamase CYP 7 (gene ROC7). The coding region runs from base 58 to 681 and encodes 207 amino acids. The record is from RefSeq and is a predicted model, not a curated record. NCBI's taxonomy places the organism in Eukaryota, Viridiplantae, Streptophyta, Magnoliopsida, Malpighiales, Salicaceae. Gene Ontology annotation, cellular component: cytoplasm; intracellular membrane-bounded organelle. The transcript is spliced from 7 exons. Gene Ontology annotation, biological process: protein folding; protein peptidyl-prolyl isomerization. Gene Ontology annotation, molecular function: cyclosporin A binding; peptidyl-prolyl cis-trans isomerase activity.
AAGGGAUCCUCUCUGCAGCUUCUCACUGUCACUAGCAAAAAAAACCCUGAAGCAGAGAUGGCAAGAUCGGGUUCGUUGGCUGUUACAGCGCUGUGGACUUUAGUCCUUUUCGGAACCCUGACUCUCAUCCAGGCGAAGAAGUCGAAGGAAGAUUUGAAGGAGAUUACCCAUAAAGUUUACUUUGAUGUUGAGAUUGAUGGAAAACCAGCUGGUCGCAUUACCAUCGGACUAUUUGGCAAGACAGUUCCAAAGACCGUAGAAAAUUUCCGGGCGCUGUGCACUGGAGAAAAGGGUGUUGGAAAGAGUGGGAAACCUCUUCACUACAAGGGGAGUGCAUUCCACAGGAUUAUUCCCAGCUUUAUGAUCCAGGGAGGUGAUUUUACACUUGGUGAUGGUAGAGGGGGAGAAUCAAUUUACGGGGAGAAGUUUGCGGAUGAGAAUUUCAAGUUGAAGCAUACCGGACCUGGAAUUUUAUCAAUGGCAAACGCUGGUUCUGAUACAAAUGGCUCACAGUUUUUCAUCACAACAGUGACAACUAGCUGGUUGGAUGGCAGACAUGUUGUGUUUGGUAAGGUCAUAUCUGGAAUGGAUGUGGUUUACAAGGUUGAAGCUGAAGGCAGGCAAAAUGGCACACCCAAGAGCAAGGUUGUUGUCGCGGACAGUGGUGAACUCCCUUUGUAAGUGUCCGUGAUUUCCCUUCCUCCCCCACCUAAACCAGCAUGUCCGGUGAUAAUGGGUGUUCUUUUCACAUGAUGUAGCAGAAGACUGCAUAAGGUGAGAUAAACUGCGCUCUGAUAUUUUAGAGAUGUUUUAAGUGGCCUUUAUGAAAUGCUUUCACGUAAGAACUAUGUGAUGUACCAAAUGCAUCUGAAAUACUAGUGAUGGAUUGUUAUUUGGCGCACGGCAUCGAAGUGCCGAAGAUGUUGGGUUAGUUAAAUUUAUAUAAUUUUUAAUCCAAUCAGACACAGAUUUAUGA